Messenger RNA from Dibothriocephalus latus, 1140 nucleotides. The record is from the annotation of a GenBank genome assembly. Lineage: Eukaryota; Metazoa; Platyhelminthes; Cestoda; Diphyllobothriidea; Diphyllobothriidae.
AUGUCUCUCAAGCAGGCUGUUUCGCGAAAAAUCAUGAAUGAUGUGAUAAUUCCAUUAAAAAAGCCGAAAGAGUGGAAAGUACUCGUGUUAGACAAACUUUCAACCAGAAUGGUGUCUUCCUGUUGCAAAAUGCACGAAAUUAUGAAUGAGGGGAUAACUCGUACGUCUCGAUAUCAUUUGAAUAUUUUUUUAGUCGUGGAAGAUAUUGCUAAACGGCGGGAAGUACUUCCUUUGGAUGCUAUAUAUUUGAUAACUCCAUCAGAAAAAUCUAUUCAAGCUCUUAUGAAUGACUUCCAGGGUCCGCGGUAUCAGUACAAGGCUGCGCACGUUUUCCUCACUGAAGCCUGUCCAGAUGAACUUUUCAAUCGACUUUGUCAAUCGAACUGUGCGAAUUUUAUGCAAACUUUAAAAGAAAUCAAUAUUGCCUUCUUACCCGUCGAGAGCAGAGUUUUUUCCUUGGACUCUCCGGAGAGUUUCCAGUUCUACUUCAAUAGUCAACAACACGGCGGUCAAAUGCAUCAUUUGGAACAUAUCGCUGAACAAAUCGCUACAUUGUGUGCAACCACUGGAGAGUACCCACCGAUUCGAUACCGAAGUCAGCAUGAGAAGAAUUGUGAAUUUGCGCAGCUCGUGCAGCAGAAAUUGGAUGCGUACAAAGCUGACGACCCUCAGAUGGGUGAGGGACCUCACAAGGACCGAAGUCAGUUAAUAAUUCUCGACCGUGGCUUCGAUCCAAUAUCUCCAAUUCUUCACGAAUUGACUUUCGAAGCGAUGGCUUAUGACCUGCUGGCCAUUGAAAAUGAUGUGUAUCGGUAUAUCAACACCUCUGGGCCGGAGGAACGUGAAAAAGAAGUCAUUCUGGAUGAAACUGACGACUUAUGGGUUGAGCUGCGUCAUCAACACAUUGCGGUCGUUUCUCAACAGGUGACCAGCAAGUUGAAGAAAUUUGCAGAGGAGAAGCGGAUGAUUAGCACUGGUGACAAAAACACGAUGCGUGAUUUAAGCCAGAUGCUCAAGAAAAUGCCACAGUAUCAGAAGGAACUAUCAAUGUACUCAACCCACUUCCACCUGGCCGAAGAUUGCAUGCAAACGUACCAAAACUACACGAACAAGCUAUGCAAAGUGGAACAGGUAUGGUAA